GGGAGAGCGGAUAUAGUGAAUGCGGGGUCCGGGGAGAGCGGAUAUAGUGAAUGCGGGGAGAGCGGAUAUAGUGAAUGCGGGGUCCGGGGGGAGAGCGGAUACAGUGAAUGCGGGGUCCGGGGAGAGCGGAUAUAGUGAAUGCGGGGUUCGGGGAGAGCGGGUAUAGUGAAUGCGGGGUCCGGGGAGAGCGGAUAUAUUGAAUGCGGGGUCCGGGGAGACCAGAUAUAGUGAAUGUGGGGUCCGGGGAGAGCGGAUAUAGUGAAUGCAGGGUCCGGGGGAGAGCGGAUACAGUGAAUGCGGGGUCCGGGGAGAGGAGAUAUAGUGAAUGCGGGGUCCGGGGAGAGCAGAUAUAGUGAAUGCAGGGUCCGGGGAGA
Molecule: messenger RNA, 374 nt
Organism: Staurois parvus
Lineage: Eukaryota; Metazoa; Chordata; Amphibia; Anura; Ranidae
Source: the annotation of a GenBank genome assembly